AUGUCAAGAGAAGUUCCUCCCAAGCCACAUGGUUUCGCAUACCUCAGACAAGCGCCCUAUUUCAUGUUCUCAUGUGGCAACAGUUUUACCCGCAAGUCUCAUCUCCAGUCCCACAUGCUGAUCCACACCGAUGAGCGGCCCGUGCAGUGCAGAAUGUGUGACAAAAAGUACAGGGUCAAAAGCUCACUUAUCAGGCACAUGAAAGUACACCUCCAGGAAAAGCGUUACAGUUGCACAAAGUGCUGUUGUAAAUUUCGGUUUAAAAAUGCGCUAAGGAACCACAUGGUGGAGCACCGAACUCAGGAAGAAUCAAGUAAAAAGAUCAGACGUGGACAGCGUACAGCUGCUGCUGCUGCUGCUGCUUCUACUGCUGCUAUGGUUGAUGAAACAUCUGCAUUUGAGACCAAUGAAUAA
Portunus trituberculatus (swimming crab) is the source of this 414-nucleotide messenger RNA. RefSeq names its product oocyte zinc finger protein XlCOF26-like. The transcript is spliced from 2 exons. NCBI's taxonomy places the organism in Eukaryota, Metazoa, Arthropoda, Malacostraca, Decapoda, Portunidae. Gene Ontology annotation, molecular function: DNA-binding transcription factor activity; RNA polymerase II cis-regulatory region sequence-specific DNA binding. Gene Ontology annotation, biological process: regulation of transcription by RNA polymerase II. The record is from RefSeq and is a predicted model, not a curated record. Bases 1 to 414 code for a protein of 137 amino acids.